GGCUUGUCUCCUCCCAUUCGUGGCUGCAGUCACUAGGGGUAGCAGGCGAUGCGCGGUGGCUGACGCCUCUCAGACAACCUCCCAUCAGUGGCCCCGGUCACUGAUGCAGAGGCUCUGUCUGAGAGGGCCAGCCACACGCCAUCGUCUCCCUCUGGUGACGCAGCACGAGUGGUCGCAGGAGCAAGUCACGCGUGAUGGCACGGAGAUGGGGGGCUUGGACUCAGUGCCGCUGGGAGCAUGCGCGUUGUGCUCAGUUCCGCAUGGUAGAGGGGUUCAACCCCUCUCUGCCAUUGCGGUCUGGGUAGUGGCGUGCGCGUCAGUUGGCACGAGUGGCAGGCUCCGGCACAAGCUCCCACCUCACCGUGGUGUGUCGGUCUAGUAACCCUUUGGGGUGAAGCUAACGGGAGCACAAUCGACAACAUUUAUCUCUUUUUCAUCAUUCGUGAUUCUGGUGUUCGAAUGGAGGCUGAAGAAGAAGUCACUGAGUAGUUAAUUCGUUACACAAAUCAUAAAUCAAGGUCCAUGUAGAA
Messenger RNA from Aureobasidium pullulans EXF-150, 530 nucleotides. RefSeq lists its product as uncharacterized. The coding region runs from base 104 to 379 and encodes 91 amino acids. The transcript has a single exon. The record is from RefSeq and is a predicted model, not a curated record. Lineage: Eukaryota; Fungi; Ascomycota; Dothideomycetes; Dothideales; Saccotheciaceae.